Molecule: messenger RNA, 1167 nt
Organism: Penicillium roqueforti
Lineage: Eukaryota; Fungi; Ascomycota; Eurotiomycetes; Eurotiales; Aspergillaceae
Exons: 2
Coding region: 1-1167 (388 amino acids)
Cellular component (GO): mitochondrion
Molecular function (GO): (3R)-hydroxyacyl-[acyl-carrier-protein] dehydratase activity
Source: RefSeq, a predicted model, not a curated record
AUGAGCGACAGACAAACAAAUCAAACGCGGGAUGAAUCUAUUGCUUCAAGUGAACUUGCGAUUAUCAAAUCGCCCAAUUCAGCACUGGAGUCGGUGUCUUUGCUCAUGAAGACAAAUCCACUCCGGCCCUUGGUCUCUUUUCGAGGCGGGCGUCAUGCAUAUCGAGCUUACUCCUCGCUCUCCGAGCGGUUGCAUCAUGAACUGACCACAAGGAAACUUCCGUUGACUUACGAUUAUCUGCACCCCCAACCCUCGCAUCUCCUGAACCUUACACUCCGAGAUCUUCUUCCACAAUCCCAGGGCUCCUCGGAUUAUGCGACUUUACCGUCAUUACAGAAUCCGUCCCCACUCCCGGCCGGUCAUCACUUAAUCUACUUCCCGCCGCAGGUGACCUUGUCCCAACUACUCCCGGACUGCACAGAUACGCUACACACGCCGGGCGAACCAUUUAAUCGGCGCCUUUGGGCAGGUGGAAAUCUAAGAUUCCCUGUGCGCAGUCCGCCUCUGGAUGGCAGCCGCGCAGUCUGCAUAGAAUCCAUUCGCAAUGUGACAGUGAAAGGCCGCGAGGGGGACGAGAAAGUGAUUGUCACCAUCGAGCGUCGCGUCGGCAAUGUUCCCGAACAAGAAACCGCCGACCAGACCUGGGACCGGGUAUGGAAAGAGAACGAAGACGAUGCGGGGGAAUCGUCAGUCAUUGAGAACCGGGACCUCAUUUUCAUGCGCCUAAAGACCAGCGCUCAAAUCGAAGCCGAUAAAGCGCAAUUCGGAAAGCCUGUCAGGACUGUGAAACCUCCUUCCGAUGCGACAUUCCGCCAUGCCCUCAUACCUACUAAGGCACUGCUAUUCCGAUUCUCCGCGCUGACUUUCAAUGCUCAUUCUAUCCACCUUGACAAGGGCUAUACUCAGAACCAGGAGGGAUACCCAAAUCUUUUGGUGCACGGUCCGUUGACACUCACGCUUAUGCUGAGUGUGCUUCAGCAACAGCUGAGUAGAUUGAAUCUCUGCAUCAGUACCUUUGAAUAUAAGAAUAUAGCGCCUCUUUUUGUUGAACAGGAGCUGGUGAUCUGUGGCAAGCCUAAAAAUGACACUGGGGCUUGGGAUGUAUGGAUUGAAGGUCCAGAUGGAGGAUUGGCUGUUCGGGGUACUGCACGGACGAGGUCGGAAUGA